GAACCUGUGAUGAAUGUUCAACGUCUUUACGUGACCUGAGAGUUUUUCUCUCUCUCGCACUACAACCACAAUUAUUCCCGACCAACAUAUCAUGCCAACACUCUACCCGAGAAGAUGAGAAAGAGGCAAUGCGGUCUCGUACGGGAUGUCUGACUUGCCGUUCACGAAAGCUCAAAUGCGAUGAAGCGAAACCAAUCUGCGGUCAAUGCCGGAAGGGCUCUCGAGAAUGCCAACCCAGCGAUGGUGUAGUGUUCAGACAUCAGCAGAAUGCGUCGAUGAACGGGAAUGGGGAGGUGGAGGAGGGAAGUGCUCGAUUGGGAGGGUUCUAUGCAUACCGAAAUACAUUCAAUGAGGACAAUGUGUGGGUGGAAGUACCCAAGACAGUAACGUUUCUCAAUAUCACGGACCCGUACAACAUGGAACCAACUCCCGAGCCUGAAUAUCGACCCGCAACAACACCCAUAAUCGUGCCACAACUGGAGGAAAGGCCUUCAGAAAGCUACUUUGCUAUGCCAUUCGAUCAAGCGCCUGGUUUGGAAGCGUUAUCUACGGCAGCAACGAGUAAUUUUCAUUAUAUACGGCCAUUGUCGGUUCCGGUUCCAUCGCCUGGAGAUACCCAUGCAUCACCUCACUCGUCCAAUAAUCUUAACUUUAUCCUCAACCCCACGAGACCUGAGACUCCUCAUGGAACUUCCACACCAGCAAUUGAUCCUUCAUUAAUAGCUCCCCCGGAUCGUGCUGGUCAACCAUCGCCAGUCAGUGAGCAUGAGGUUGCAUUUUUGUUGCGGCAUUUUGGCGAGACAGCUGGACAAUGGAUGGACCUCUUUGACCUUGGAUGUUACUUCGCACAUCACGUUCCUGUCCAGUCCAAGUCAAACCCACUACUUAGAUACUCAGCAUGCGCGUACGCGGGGAAGCAACUCGGCCGAGUCAACGGACGGAAGGCUGUUGUUGGAGGUCUAGCUGGCAGGCAGGCAGACAUGGAAUUACAUCCACGACAUGAGACCAUUGAUUGGGCUUAUGUUGGUGCGAAGUACUACGACCGAGCUAUCUCCCUUCUUAUGGAAGAACUAUCGAAUUCGAGAACCCAAGAGCCACCCAUGACGCCAAUGACCGCGAUUGAAGAAACAUUGAGCCCCCAGAGCACGAGCCAAUCCCCUCGUAGUGAUCCACGAACACCAGCUAAUAAGAGGCGCCGACUUUCAAGGCCUGCGUCAUCGAGCAAUGCGGACGAAACUCUUGCAGCGGCCGCAAUACUGUGUGUGUACGAAUUUCUCGAUAACGCCAACUCUGCCUGGGCUCGUCACCUCAGCGGCACGAAGUCAUUAUUCGACUUGGCUGAAAAAGAAGGGAUGAUGCCUGUCCAAUCACCCACAAGUCCGGGUGCAAUCUCCCAGCGUAUCAGACCAUCAAGAGCUCGGAGAGCAACCUUCUGGAACUUCGCACGACAAGACUUCCUUGCUGCACUCAUCAACGAAGGCCAAACAAGACUGAAUACUGAGGAUUGGGAUCUGUGGCGAGCUGCUGGACUCCAGAUUGAUCAGCAAGGAUUUGUGGUACCAAGCAACACCCGCGAGACGACCUUCCCAGAGCAAACUGUUAUGAGAGAAGAUAUGAUAUCCAAUGCCCUCAUUUGGCUGAUGUCUAAGAUAGUCAAUUAUAUGGCUUCGGGAGACUCUGUUGACCAUGUCUUCCCGCAGGAUCCAUCAAGUCCCACUGGAAUCAUUGGAAUCAAUCAAAUGCUCUUGCUCGAGAGGUGGAAGGAGCUUGAAAAAGAACUAGAAGUUUGGCGGCAGGGCUUGCCAGAUACUUUCAAACCUUGCGCACGAUUACCACCGGUCACCGACGGAAGCGUAUCCUUCAAUUCCGCUCGAGCCAUAUUUUCAGAGAUCUGGUACAGCAUACCCAUGUGCGCAUCGACCAUGCAAUCGUAUCACAUGGCCAGGACUAUUUUACUCAUCAACAAACCUCACGAGUCAACAGCACGCCGAACCACACUUUCUGACAGGCUCAGCUCUUACCGAGCCAUCGAAAGAGAAGUUCGUCAUCACGUUCACGAGAUAUGUGGCAUCGCAUUAUCAAGGCCCGAAGGCAGUGUUAGAAUUCAUCAAGUGCAACCACUCUUUGUUGCAGGCCAGUGUCUGAGUGAAACCCGCGAACGUCGUGUCGUCUUAGAUUUGCUUCGUGGGAUCGAAUCAGAUCUAGGUUGGGCGACUGACUAUCGCGUGCAGAAGCUGCUCAAAGAGUGGGAAUGGAACCAAGCGGCGACGUAAAGAAAUUUUCCAAACACAGUUCUAUGCAACCUCAUCUGUAUCAUGGAUAUUCUUACAUUACAGGACCUGGUGGGCACUUACAAUAGCCCAUUCCGAAUGAAAAACCUCGAUCCAAAAGCAAAAAGUAGGCAUGGAAGUUUCGAAACCCAUCGUUCCGACGCGACUUUGUUCCAUACACUAGAUAGU
Molecule: messenger RNA, 2459 nt
Organism: Mollisia scopiformis
Lineage: Eukaryota; Fungi; Ascomycota; Leotiomycetes; Helotiales; Mollisiaceae
Exons: 6
Coding region: 129-2273 (714 amino acids)
Biological process (GO): positive regulation of transcription by RNA polymerase II
Cellular component (GO): nucleus
Molecular function (GO): transcription cis-regulatory region binding; zinc ion binding; DNA-binding transcription factor activity, RNA polymerase II-specific
Source: RefSeq, a predicted model, not a curated record